AUGGCAGUAGCUCGUGAAUUUUGGGAGGAGGAUAAGCUUAACUGGAGACUCAACUGCUCAUUUAUAAGUUUAAUUACGAAAGACAGAAGAGAUAAUGCUUCAUUAUCAGCACGACGUUAUAAGGCCGUUCAGCUGGAUUAUCCAUCUGUAUCAGAGGGAGAUUAUACUUCGUUGCCAACAUCAUCAACAGAGAGAUUAUAUUAUGAUGCCGCUCAGUUGGAUUACCCAUCUGAGGAAGGUCUUUAUAGCAGGACACCUGACCUUGAGGACAAUGAGGAGAUUAAUAAUAUUUGUGUUUGGAACCCAACAACCAGAGAAUACAAAUACAAGAAGUUUGCGAUACCACCAAGUGAAUUCUACUAUUGUGAAUUGGACUGCGACUACGUUGAUGCGUAUUGCAACUUUAGCAAUGGAUUUGGUUACGAUAGUAGCAUGGAUGAUUACAGGUUUGUGAAGAUUGAUCAUCAUAAAAGAAAGAAAUUUUAUAAACUAGAGGUUUAUACGUUAGGAUCGGGUGUAUGGAAAACUAUUGAAAAAAUCCCCUACUCCUUUCGAGAAAAGGAUUUUUACUCUAACAAGAAUGAUCAUCCUGGUUUGUUUCUGAAUGGAGCUCUUCAUUGGUUAGGCUUUUCCGCCACCACCACCAAAAAGACCUCCUCAUCUCAACUUAUCGUUACUUUUGAUAUCAACAAUGAGAGACUCACCGAUUUGUCUAUUCCUGAAGAAACGAAGAAGCAACGUUCAACAUAUGGACAUAUGGAUUUGUAUAUGUUUGAAUUUAUGCAGCAAGACUCAAUAUAUAAUCAUAUCGGAGUGUUGAAAGACUGUCUUUGUUUAAUCCACAGAGGCCCAUUCUAUAUUGAAGUAUGGGUAAUGUUGGAUUAUGGAGUGAAAGAAUCUUGGACUAAGCAAUUUGCCUUUAACUCUCGAUCUGCUCGUUGUGAUCCAGUUUAUCCACUAUGGAAUGAAAAUGGUUACAUUCUGAUGGUAGGUGACAAUAGUUUUGUAUUAUACGAUCGGAAGGACGACGAAGUAAAACAUGUGGAUGUUGUUGCUGUAGCAAAGGACAAUAUCAAACUGAAGAAAUCGAACAAUGCUAUUUAUUGUUAUUACAUGGAGAGCUUAGUUCCACUUAACUCGGGGACUUAUGUGGAGAAAAGGAUAGUCGUCGACCGAAUCAAGAAGAAGCCUUAA
This is a messenger RNA of Papaver somniferum (opium poppy), 1194 nucleotides long. Its product is annotated as F-box/kelch-repeat protein At3g06240-like. Bases 1 to 1194 code for a protein of 397 amino acids. The transcript is spliced from 3 exons. The record is from RefSeq and is a predicted model, not a curated record. NCBI's taxonomy places the organism in Eukaryota, Viridiplantae, Streptophyta, Magnoliopsida, Ranunculales, Papaveraceae.